AUGAAUUCACUGGAAGAUCCUGCUUCACCUUCUGAUUGCAGAAGUAGCAAUGGUUACGGGGAUGAGGAAGUGAUGCUGGCUGAAAAUAACCCAAAAAAGAGAGCUGGAAGGAAGAAGUUCAAGGAGACCAGACACCCAGUUUACCGGGGAGUCAGGCGGAGGAAUUCCGGUAAGUGGGUUUGUGAGGUCAGAGAGCCAAACACCAAGACCAGGGUGUGGUUAGGGACGCAUCCCACUGCUGAAAUGGCAGCCAGGGCACAUGAUGUGGCGGUUUUGGCCAUGAGGGGGCGUUCUGCAUGUUUAAAUUUUGCUGACUCACUGUCACGGCUUCCCGUCCCGGAGUCUAACCAUAUAAAGGAUAUUCAAAAGGCGGCAGCAGAGGCAGCAGAGGCCUUCCGACCGAGACAGGAUGUGGGAGAGAUUGAGGAAUGGAAGUAUUCGUCGGAAAGUUCAUUUUACAUUGAUGAAGAGGAUGUGUUUGAAAUGCCAGAAUUUUUUGCCAGCAUGGCGGAGGGACUAAUGGUGUCGCCACCUAAGACGGAUAACUUUACUGAUGACGUGGAAUGUGGUGAUGACGGGUCUUUAUGGAGUUUUCAGUAA
Messenger RNA from Cynara cardunculus var. scolymus (artichoke), 600 nucleotides. RefSeq names its product dehydration-responsive element-binding protein 1A-like. The coding region runs from base 1 to 600 and encodes 199 amino acids. NCBI's taxonomy places the organism in Eukaryota, Viridiplantae, Streptophyta, Magnoliopsida, Asterales, Asteraceae. The record is from RefSeq and is a predicted model, not a curated record. The transcript has a single exon. Gene Ontology annotation, biological process: regulation of DNA-templated transcription. Gene Ontology annotation, molecular function: DNA-binding transcription factor activity; DNA binding.